This is a messenger RNA of Diospyros lotus (date-plum), 1797 nucleotides long. RefSeq lists its product as uncharacterized. The record is from RefSeq and is a predicted model, not a curated record. The transcript is spliced from 5 exons. NCBI's taxonomy places the organism in Eukaryota, Viridiplantae, Streptophyta, Magnoliopsida, Ericales, Ebenaceae. The coding region runs from base 104 to 1612 and encodes 502 amino acids.
CGCCAUUGGUUUCUCAUUCUUCUCAAGAAACAAAUUCUCUCAGUCUCAUUAGUCAUUCCCUCUCUCUCUCUCUCUCUCUCUCUGAAUCACCUCCUCCAAAUGCAUGGCCGAUUUCCAAGCUCCUUCCUUCUCUCUAGGGCUUGAUUUCGACUUGGAUUCCGAGCCCCAAACCGCUCCCGCGAAAAACCCUUCAUCGCCCCAGCAACCUCCCCCGUCUUCCAUCGGCCGGAGCUUUUUGCCGGUCGAAGACGACGACGUUGUUCUGUACACACCGACGAGGGGCCAAGAUGAACCGGAUCCGGACCCUCCUCGGACCCUCAAGCGAAUUCGCCGGGGUCUCGCGUCCGACCCCGCUUCGGCGGCUCGGAGCCGCGAGCCGGCGGAGCCCUGGCGGGAUGUUGGCGAUGAGAUUGAGGAGUUCUCUUCACAGGAGGAUCGGCGUCGAGUGAAUGAACAUUCAUCGAAGUAUUGCCACACAGGGUGUAGUAGUUCAAAGAUUCCAUUGCAUGCACAUGGGGUUUUGACCAUGCAAUCAGUAAGCCAGGAUAAAUUGACAAAAAGGAAAAAGGCUUCAAAUACCCCAGCCUCUGCAAGUUUGGAGAGUUGGGAGACAAGUGGCAACAAAGUGAUGUUUCCAAAGCUGACUCUCAGUCCCCUUAGGAGAUUCCAGUUGCUUUCUGAUUCUGAUUCUGAUUCUGAUGAUCCUUCUGUUAGUGAAGAUACAAGCAGAGAGGCUAAUGUAGAAUAUUCAUCAUUGAAGGAGAAAGAAUAUACUACCAAUCAACAUCCAGCUACAAGAGGACAGGAGAGAGCAAAAGCAUCCGUAAGUGUUUCUCGAACAGAGGAUUUAUGGAAAGAUUUCCAUACAGAGAAGGAUUUCCGCAUUCCAACUCCUGCUCUGGACGAGGUCUGUGAAGAAUAUUUCAGAUUUGUCAAUGACAAGGAAGUAACUCCUAGCCUAGGUUAUGUUAAGCGUACAAAUGAACAAAAAGAUUCUUUUCAAAAUGGGGUUGUCCUCAACAAUGAUGAGAACCUGUGCAAGUUGGGUGACUCUAUUCCUCCUGUCCAUCGUUAUUUUUUCCACGACGAUCCAAGAAUCCAGAAUUUAGUUCGCAGUCGCUUACCCUACUUUUUCCCACUGGGUGCUACAUACAACAGAGGGAACGAACGUCCCAUUUCAUCAGCAAUUGAUUAUAUGAGUCAAUUUAGCAAUGGAGAAGGUUCUAAACCGCGAGCAACUGCAAAAAUAAAUGCUGAGAUUAACUCAACAAGUGGAAGAAAGAAUUCCAGAAAGGUAAAUGCUGAGGAGGUAUCAAAAGGCUCUGGAAGUUGGGUGAAUCCUAAAAGCAGUGUGGGCAUCCCAAAAGAUGCUGCAAAAAGACGGGUUCAGGCAGUUGGUCGAUCUGCUGGUCAUUGGUUCACAACGCCUGAUGGAAAGAGAGUUUAUGUCAAUAAAAAUGGGCAGGAGUUGGGAGGUCAAAUUGCAUACAGACAUUAUAGGAAGGAGACUGGAGCUGGGUUUGAGAAGUCCAGGAAGAGAUCCGCCGGAAAGAAGAAAACAAAGCCGAAGUCGAAGUCGAAGCCGGCUGCCGGAAAGAAGAGAAAGAGCUGAGUCUGCGUCUGCUGGGCAAGUGUUGAAACUUUAGCUGCCUGCCGAUUCGUUUUGUGGUUGCAUUAUUGUUACCUGUAGUCCGUUUAUGGUUGAUAAUGUGAUUGAUAUGAUAUCCAUUCUUCUUUUGUUCUUUCUUGCUCAUUCCUCUGAGUUUGAUAUAAUAUAUAAGCGGCAGGUUUACAAUU